This is a messenger RNA of Heterostelium album PN500, 315 nucleotides long. RefSeq lists its product as uncharacterized. Bases 1 to 315 code for a protein of 104 amino acids. Lineage: Eukaryota; Evosea; Eumycetozoa; Acytosteliales; Acytosteliaceae. The transcript has 3 exons. The record is from RefSeq and is a predicted model, not a curated record.
AUGAAAUGUGACGUCGAUAACAUCGUGCUCUCUGGAGGCUCUACUAUGCUCCCAGGUUUUGAAGAACGUAUGCUAAAGGAAAAGGCUUUGCUUUCUCCUGAUUAUAAAAUCAAGGUCGUGGCUUCACCAGAAGCUAAAUACUCUGCCUGGAUUGGAGGUUCAAUUUUUUUCCUCUCUCCACUUUCCAAGAAUACAGUACCACCAAAGAAGAAUACAAUGAAAAGGUUCAUCCAUUAUUCAAAAAGAUUUUCUACUUUAUUAAAAAAAGAAGAAGAAGGGGGGGAAUUAGUUAAUCAAGAUAAAGUGAGUAAUUGA